AAAACAGAGGAAAGGAAAAGCAAAGAUUCCAUUUUUUCGAUCUUUUUUUACAUAAAGUCAAUAGUUUAUUUUAUUGUAAUGAAAUGACCAAAGCAGGUACUGUUGUUGUAUGUGUUUAUGACUUUGGUUCUGCUUUUAUAAAAUCAUCACUUCCAUCUCUCUGAGGCUCGAGGACACGGACAGACAGAGUUUUAUUUUCUUAAUCCGAGUUUAUUCUAUUUCAGUUCCAAGAUUACUUGUAUUGAUGAUCAUAUAGUUCUGAAUCAAGCAAGGUGAGAGAACGAGAGAGAUGGCGUUUGUGACCACUGCAGAAGUAUGUGACGCGAAUCAAGAUCUGAUCCGUAGUGGCCAGCUCAGAGCUCUGCAACCCUGUUUCCAGAUUUACGGUCGUCGUCAAAUAUUCUCAGGUCCUGUAGUUACCGUCAAAGUGUUUGAAGACAAUGGCUUGAUCCGUCAGUUUCUUGAAGAGAAAGGCAAUGGAAGAGUCCUUGUGGUGGAUGGUGGAGGAAGUCUACGCUGUGCCAUACUUGGAGGAAACCCGGUAGUACAAGCUCAGAACAACGGGUGGGCGGGGAUCAUAGUGAACGGUUGCAUCAGAGACGUUGAUGAGAUCAAUGGUUGCGACAUUGGAGUGAGAGCUUUAGCUUCUCAUCCUAUAAAGGCUAGUAAGAAAGGACUUGGUGAACAAAGAGUCCCUCUCAACAUAGCAGGCACUAGGAUCUGCGAUGGCGAGUGGCUUUACGCAGAUACUGAUGGCAUCCUUGUUUCUCAUAUCGAGUUAUCGGUUUAGAAACAAGGACAGAAGAGUUGUGAUUUGUUUGAAUGUUGAAGGAAGCUUUGUCUGAAAAAUUUGAUCUUUUUGUCGUUUUGUGGUAAUAAUAAAGAAAAACGUUUCUCUUUUU
This is a messenger RNA of Brassica rapa (field mustard), 902 nucleotides long. Its product is annotated as putative 4-hydroxy-4-methyl-2-oxoglutarate aldolase 2. Gene Ontology annotation, biological process: regulation of RNA metabolic process. Gene Ontology annotation, molecular function: ribonuclease inhibitor activity. NCBI's taxonomy places the organism in Eukaryota, Viridiplantae, Streptophyta, Magnoliopsida, Brassicales, Brassicaceae. The record is from RefSeq and is a predicted model, not a curated record.